UCCUGUUUUUGCGUAGAAUCUAGUUGUGUUUAUAUCACGUGAUAGGCCUACUGCAUUUAUAUUGAUCUAAAAAUAGACUCUGGCAAUGCUGAAGGUCUACUACUAAAGUUACUUUAAGUUACAGUACUAAAGUAGUCUAUGAAUGGCCUGAGAUUGUCAUAAUUAGUCAUGAGCAGUUAUGUGGAGCUUGACCACUCUCCACAAGAGAAUCAAAGUAAAGACAAAGAAGAAGAGUCAUUAAAAUUAAUUGACAAACCAGAUGUAAAUGAUGAAGUUAGACACCGUGCCCGGUCUGUUAUCAAGAUAAUUUACUCAAGGCAGUUCCUCCAGGCUCUUUUGCUAGGACAGUGUUUGUCUAUUUUGCUGUGUGGAACUGGUGUUUUCUCUGGUCUGCUACAGAAUAGGGGCAUUAACAUUCCUACAGCUCAAAGUUUCCUUAUGUACUGCGCCUUGUGUCUUAUUUUUACAACACAACUUGCAUAUAAACAAGGGGAGAGAAAUCUUGUAAACAUUUUAAAAUCAUUUGAUGGCUUGAAAUAUGCCCUUAUUGGGUUGAUUGAUGUUGAGGCUAAUUACUUGGUUGUGAAAGCAUAUGGGUAUACAUCAGUUACAAGUGUGCAGUUGCUUGAUUGCUUUAGUAUUGGGGUAGUCUUACUACUUUCACGGUUUCUUCUCGGCACCCAUUACCAUCUGAUCCAUUACGCUGGUGUUGCUGUGUCUGUCUUAGGAUUGGCUGGACUAGUCACUGCUGAUGUCAUUACUGGCAAAAACCAAGACAGCGGUUCAAACAUAGUGCUUGGAGAUGUGCUUGUAAUCUCUGGUGCUGUCCUGUAUGGUGUGAGCAAUGUCGCUCAAGAGUUUGUGGUUAAAAACUACAACAAGUCCGAGUUCCUUGGCAUGCUGGGCAUGUUUGGUACACUGGUUUCUGGAAUACAGGUGAUAUUAGUUGAACAAAAAGAACUAGCUAAGGUUAAUUUUUCCUCAUAUGAAAUAGCUCUGCUGUGGUUAGGAUUUUGCAUAUUUUUGUUCCUGAUCUACACAUGUAUGUCCAUUGUGAUAGAGAAAACAAGUGCCACAGUAACAAACAUUUCUGUCCUUACAGCAGACUUCUAUGCUCUUCUCUUUGGCAUUUUUAUUUUCGGAUAUACAUUUCACUUUCUUUAUUUGAUAUCGUUCAUGGUGGUUAUUGUUGGAGUAGCUGUUUACAGUUUUCGAACAACACAACCUUGUCCAAAUCCAAGCUCUGGGUGAAAAACAUCUAGGUUGUAAUAAAAUUGUUUUAAAAAUAUUCUAUUUAUAUGACAAAAAGUCACUUACAGACUUACAGAGAGUGUAUGAUCAAAAGUAAAGUAGUUAAAGCAUUUAUUAUAUAUGUAAUUAUACUUACAUUAUACUGCUGUUAUCUUUAUUUUGAAAUAUUAUAAAUGAUA
Molecule: messenger RNA, 1430 nt
Organism: Physella acuta
Lineage: Eukaryota; Metazoa; Mollusca; Gastropoda; Physidae
Product: solute carrier family 35 member F2
Biological process (GO): transmembrane transport
Cellular component (GO): membrane
Molecular function (GO): transmembrane transporter activity
Source: RefSeq, a predicted model, not a curated record